AUGAAUUUGUCAAAGUCAGUCACAUGUUCUUCAAACAAUUUGAAAAUUGAUGCUCUGCGAAGCUUCAAGUCCUUUCUGACUGAUCCAUCUAAUCGGUUAUCUUCAUGGCAAGGCGAAAACUGUUGCAGUUGGAAAGGAAUCAAAUGCUCGAGUUCAGGUCACGUUGUAGUUGUCAACCUCCGGAAUCCUCAUCCAAUUGAAGUCAAGAUCAAUAUUAAUAAGGAAGUCGUUUCAAAUUCUCAAUGCACGUCCGAUUUUUCCCUCAAAGGUAAUAAAUCUCCAUUGCUCUUCACUCUUGACCAUAUGAAACAUCUCUACCUGAGUUACAACAACUUCGUGUUCUCAAAGUUACCUGCUGAGAUAUCGAACUUAACAAAGUUGACUUAUCUCAAUCUGUCGAAUGCCAUGUUUCAAGAUUCCAUCGCCAUGCAAUUUACAAACCUUACAUCUCUAAGGUCUCUUGAUCUUUCAUGUGCUAACUUAGUACCUAAUUAUUCUUCUGUUUCUGUUAGCUUGACAUUUCCACUGAAGUUGGAUUUUGGCUCAUCAUUGUUAUCUUUUAUAAGUUACGGUUAUUUGUCUAGUCCAAAUCUAAGGAAGAAUUCCGAUAGGGCAGUUUCUGCCCCGCUGUCUCCGAUAUGGACCCGCAAUCCUGCUGUUACCAUAGAUCUUGUUUCAAUGUUCGCAGUACCGUGGUCAAAGUUGACAUUACUCGACAUAUGCUUCACAUGGCUGUUUCAGAACAGAUUAGAAGGUAAUGUUCCCAUUUCGAUUUGUCAAAUCUCCUCUCUAGAGUACCUGAAUUUAGAAUGGAAUGAUCUAACAGGACGUCUUCCGUUGUGCAUACUUCAGCUUCCUAAGCUUUCAUCUCUUUAUAUUCAGAGGAAUAGGUUGAAUGGUAAUAUGCCAUUUUCUUUGUUCCGAAAGUCUAGAUUGGACGAAAUUAGUUUAGGAACUAGUGGAUUGUCAGCAGAAAUCGAUGAUCCAGAUCAACCCUUCGUGCAAACAUUCCAGCCCAAGAUUUUGGAAUUCACAUCUUGCAACAUGAGAGGAAAAAUCCCGGAUUUCUUUUCAAAUUUUACGAGCCUCGUGGAAGUUGUAGCGGAAGAUACACCAUUACAACCACUCCCUGAAAAUCCUACCGUUGCUCAGAUUAAAUCUCAUUCAAAUGAAAAGCUCAAAAAAUUCAAAGCCAAAACAGUAAUUCAAAAUUCAGUUGCGGAUUCGAUUUUUUCUAAAAUCAUUGCUUGUGAGACAGCAAAUGAAGCUUGGGAAAAACUAAAAAAUAAAUAUCAAGGAAGUGACCUAGUUAGACAAAUGCAAAUUUUGAAUUUGAAAAGGGAUUUUGAAUCUCUUAGGAUGCAAGAGGAUGAAGUUAUUGCCAAGUAUUCUGACAAGAAUUCUUUGCUUGUCUGUAAAAUCUGGUUGCUUGGUGAGGAUUUCAAAGAUGACAGAAUAGUAGAAAAAAUUCUUCUGACAAUUCCGGAGAGAUUCGAGUCUAAAAUCUCAUCUCUGAAAGAGUCUAAAGAUCUCUCUACUAUCUCUAUUAAAGAACUAAUAAGUGCACUUCAAGCACAAGAGCAAAGAAGAGCCUUCAGACUGAGAGUGCUUUUUGUAGGAUCCAUCCCCUGUUUUCAGCUUUCUCUUAAUUGGUUGCAAAGGCUAGCAUUAGAGUGGUCAAAUUGGCCUUUGGCAAAUUGA
Capsicum annuum is the source of this 1701-nucleotide messenger RNA. RefSeq names its product LRR receptor-like serine/threonine-protein kinase FLS2. Gene Ontology annotation, molecular function: protein binding. The record is from RefSeq and is a predicted model, not a curated record. NCBI's taxonomy places the organism in Eukaryota, Viridiplantae, Streptophyta, Magnoliopsida, Solanales, Solanaceae. The transcript is spliced from 6 exons. The coding region runs from base 1 to 1701 and encodes 566 amino acids.